UGCAUUCGACGCUUCGAACGCUCUCUCUCGCACAAAAAAAGAACUCACGACUUCGUUUGUCGGCUACACACACGAAUCAUUUAACGUAUACUUCGUACGUUGGCUCGUUCGCUCUCGUUCGUUUCUCACCCACGCUUGGGUUGCGCUCUCACUCAUUGUGCGUGCGUGUGCGUGUGUGUAUGUGUGCGUAUUGCCGGCCCGUCGCGUCGUUUAACGUCAUCGUCAUCAAUUUCAUAACGUCAUUUCGUUUUUGCCGCUCGUUCGUUCAGUCAGCGUGUGUGUGUUAGUGUGCGUGUGUAUGUUAGUUUAUGCGUGUGUAUGCGUGUAACUUGACCAGCCAGCUAGCUAGUCAGCCGGACUUGCGUCUUUCAAGUUUAGUCAGUUGGUUUCGCUUCGAGUGGAAUUUUCGGCGCGCAUACUAAAUAAAUGCCAUUGCGUUUAUUUACAAACAAAAGUGGCCAAGCACUCAAAAGUUAAUAUUCCUUAUCGUCGUAGUCGCAGUCGCAGUCGCAAGUGUUUUUGACAGUGCAAACAUAAAAAGAAAGUUCAGCACACAGCAACUAAAUUUUAACAUAAAAUUAUAUACAUAUACAUAUACAUAUAAAAAUCAACGUUACAUACAAAUGCCAUUGUGGCCCAUAUAAAGUGAAGCCCACUCCACAAAGUUUGCAACUUCAACUAAAACGACACAUUUUAUGCUUCAAAAGCUAAAGCGUUACAACAACAACAAAAAAUCACUAAGCUCUUUGCCAAAUACGCGCGAGAGUAACAGCAACAACUAAAAACCCAAGCAACAUAAUAAUAAAAAAGCGCCUUUUGCCCAAAGGCAAAGUAACGUAAAAAAACAACAACAACAAGUGCACAUAUAUAGGGAUUACGGAAGUUGCAAGAAGAAGAAGAAGCAGCAGCAGCAACCACACAACAUGUCACGGAUCGUUUUUGUCGUACUGGCAGCCAUCUUAACAGAUGCGCUCAGCUAUGGCCAAGUGAACGUCGAGCCCAACACAGCGCUGCUCAACGAGGGCGAUCGCACCGAGCUGCUCUGCCGCUAUGGCCGUCCGCUUACCUAUUGCCGCAUCGAGAUUCCAGGCGAGAACAAGGUCUUGAAUUUGUCGCCUGUUUGGAGCAAGACUCCCGGCUUUACCUACUACGGUGCGGGCUUGAAUGCGGGUCAGUGCGGCGUCAGCAUCGAGCGCGUCAAGGCCAGCAACAAUGGCCAGGUCAAGUGCAGCUUGGGCGUCGAGGGUGAAGAGUUAACCGGCACCAUUGAUCUGGUUGUUGCACUGCGUCCGCAGCAGCCCAUCAUCGAGCUCAUCUCCAAGCCGAAUCGCGAGGGCUUCUUCGACGAGGGCACACAGUUCAAUGCACGCUGCAGCGUCGCCAAUGGUCGCCCACCAGCAAACAUCUCCUGGUACAUUGACAACAUGCCCGCCAAUAAGCGCACCACCCCCCUGGACAUUCAGACCACCACCCACGACAAUGUCGAGCUCGCCACCUCCGUCCAGGAGAUCUCCUGGCACUUGUCCGCCGACGAUAGCAAUCGCAAAUUGGUCUGCCGCUCGCAUCAUCAGACCGACCGCGAGAGUCUGCCACCCCAGGAAGCUGCCUACAUCAUCAAUGUGCGCUACGCACCCGUUCAUCAGCCCGAAGCUUUGGUCUAUGGCCUCUACUUGGAUCACACCGCCUAUGUGAACAUUACCAUACGCGCCAGUCCGCCACCGAAUGUGGAGUGGACCGUCGAUGGCAAAGUGGUGCCCCAGGGCCACUAUGAGGAGCGCUACUCGGCACUGGAGCCACAGUAUGUGGGCAACGAUGAGUACAAUGUGACUUUGGUUAUCGCCGGCCUGACUCUGGAGGACACCACCAAGACCUACAAUUUGCGGGCCAGCAAUAAUUUGGGCACCACGGACUAUCAAGUGCGCAUUAGCUCGUCCAGCAAGCCACCCAGCAGCAGCUUGGACGUGGCCGCCAUUGUGGGCAUCGUUGUGGCCGUUGCUGUGCUGGUGCUCAUUGUGCUCCUUGUGCUGUUUGCCCGUGCCACCGGUAGAUGGUGCUUUGGUGGUAAAUCAAUCAAGACGCCCACAAAUGAAACCAGCAGUAGCAACGAGAAGCAGCUUGAGCAGCUUGGCGAUGCAGCAGCUCAUCAUGGCCAGAACGUGGCACUGCUGGAGUCGCCCAAUGGCAUCACACUGCUGGGCGCCAGCAAACUGCGUGAGUCAAACGGAAAUGGCCACAGGCAUGAGCGUCUCUCUGCUGUGGAGCGUCGUGCCCAUGAUGAGGACGACUCCUUUGAGUAUGCCACAGAUCGUGAGAGCAGCGUAUACAAUCCAACCACAAUGCCGCUGCGACGCUCGCACGAUGAUGCGGAGCCAACAACAAGCACUGAACAGUCGGAUCUGCUGCAACGUGGCAAUCAGCUGGGCAUACCCGAGUCGCGCUUCUCACGCUGGCUGCCCAAGCAUCAGCGCGAGCUGCUCGAGAAGCAGGCAAACAUUCUAUCCGGACGUACGCAAACUGCAGCGAAGCCAACGCCGCCAGCAGCACCACCGAAGCCAACGAAAAAUUCACAAGCCACAACAGCAGCAGCAACAACACCAACAACAGCAACAGCUAAUGCAACCAUAAAGCUGCCACAGGAAACGGAAAUCUAAAUAUGUGUAUUAUGUGUGUGUGUGUGUGUGUGUGUGUGUGUGAUUAGAAAUGUUAGAGCUUUAACUCCAGCCAAGUUAGUUUUAAAUUUAAAGCAUAGUACUGGGCGCUGCAUAUCAGUGAGCUUUUAGUCAUACUGUCAAGCUGACACAAAGCUAAAUCUCAUAGCCACAACACACAAAACAAACAGCAACAAGUAUUCAAUAUUGUUUACCAUGAAGUACUCUUAACAAAACAAAAAACCCACACACAGCAUGAAAUUGUGGCAUGAAAUUAUAAAUAUUUUCGAAUAUAUAUUAUUUGUAUUUUAUAGCAGUUGCAUGGCAAGCCAAUUAAAUAAUUUAGCUUGCAAACGAAACGAAAGUGAAUGGAGAUGUGCCUACUGUACUUCCUUUAAAGAAAAGCCAAAACGAUUUCCUUUUAUAAUUUUAAUUCAUGUUAAGCUUAGCGAGCAAAGUAAGCUGUAGUUAACUCUAAGUUUGUUUCAUUUA
Molecule: messenger RNA, 3140 nt
Organism: Drosophila busckii
Lineage: Eukaryota; Metazoa; Arthropoda; Insecta; Diptera; Drosophilidae
Gene: Fas3
Product: fasciclin-3
Exons: 6
Coding region: 924-2651 (575 amino acids)
Biological process (GO): heterophilic cell-cell adhesion; homophilic cell-cell adhesion
Cellular component (GO): adherens junction
Source: RefSeq, a predicted model, not a curated record